CCUUGGGCUAAGUUUAAAAGUAAUACGUGUGAAAACGCAGAGGCUUAUUGUAAUUGUUUACUUUAAUGCUCCAAUAUUAUGAGUCUGGAUUUUUUUUAGUGAUUACCUUUUUAGCUCAGUGAUAGAUUUAAGUUACGAACACGAGACUGAGGUUUUAAAGAAACUUAAUCAUUCUCAUUGGUUGCACAGUGUAUUACCACUCUUUUGAAGUUGAUACAUAUACCUGCAGAGUAGGAAGUGUAGGCUAUGUGUUUAUAAGUGUGUAGUACUUGACUUGACGACAAGUACUGGAAUUACUAAACCCUGUUUUGUAAAGGUGUUUGGAAGCACGAGCACAAUUUGGCCAAACACAAAGUGACUGAUUUGGAAGGCGACGGAGGCAUUCUGUUCAAAGAUAUGGAAGAAGCCUUGCCGAAUCAUCAAAAAAUUCUUGAGAUGCCAGAUCCUGACGUUGGACGUACGGACGUUGAUGUUGAUGAUACACAUGCAACCGAAUCCAGCGAUGAUGAUACUAUCUCAGUUCUUAGUGAAGCCGAACGCUGUAAAAAUUCCGUCGUCACCCCUGAUGGACCUCCUAAAAAGCGUUUAAAAGGCCCUGAGCCGCCUACGCUGGUCUUCCAAUCGCCGGAAACCGUACCAUCACCACCACAACAACAACAACCCCAGCCAGUAUUUAGCCCGAGCAAACGCCUUGCAUCCCCUGUAUCUGAACCCAUACUGCCUGAUUAUGAGGAGCCCACUACGUUUUCUCCAAUCUAUGACAAUGUCGCCCAAAAACCUUCUUCGCCUCCGCCCAGCGUCACGGUCACUGUAACUAGUCCAGUCGUCCAGGUCUGCCCGGACGCGAAGCCUUCAGCGACGCUACAGCAGACUGAACAAUUGAGCAUCAACUUUGACGGCUGCGAAUCCUCGACGGACGAUUCACUUCCCUACGAAACCCAAUCCAACCCACCUGUUGAGCGUUUCGUGAGCGUCGUGAGCGUCGUCAACGUCACAGAGGACAAAGCAGAAACCGACGAGGAGAGUCAAAUGAUUGGCCAGAAACUUGACGAAUCCGAAGUGCUCAUCCUCAACACUUCCAGCGUCGUGUCCAAUGGCGUCCCACUUGAAAUCGAGUCGAAGAAUGACGACAACAACGAAACCCCCCAAACAGUCAAGCCGGACGAACCGGAACAGCAAAGCAACGAAGCAGCGGACGAGCAAGACGGCCGGCAAAACAAUAACAACGCCGUAUUGGAAUUCCGUAGCGAUGUUUCUUGUAAUUUGUCUCAGGUAUCCAGCCUUUCACGAUCCAGCUCUGGCAGCGACCGUAGCAGUUUGUCAGAAAGUCGAGAAGACACUUCCGUAAUUCACAAUUCUAUCACUGUCGAAGGCACCACACAAGAAGCAACAGAUGAUGUCUCUUUUUCCCUGUCGGAUGUCGUGUCGUCGCCUGAAAUUGUUUCGACAUUGCCGCCCAAGGAACGAUCGCGAUCACCAAGUCCCCACAUUGAGAAAACUGAUCCAGUCAAAGAAGUCGAAGAGGAAGAAGAAGACGACGAGUCGAUUCUGAGUCCCAACAGGAAGGUGAAGGGCGACGCGUCGGGUGAUUCCGGAACCGGAACGGGAGAAACCAAUAUCCCCAGCACACCUUAUUCAGCCUUCCUCGAACGGACUCUUGAUUUUUCCGAUAUCGAAAGCACAUCUGGGACUGGAACGAUGGGAAGCCGGUGUAGCCGCAUUAGCGAUUCCGUCAUUGACGUUGAACUGGUCGAAGUAGUUACGCACUCCAUGCCGUCCUCUGGUCGUAGUUUGAGCACAGUCAGCAUCGGCACGACGAUUAAUUCCUCAACAGUUCCAGUGUCGUUUAUCCCGUCAGUAUUCGGUCAGCAUUACGGUUCUUCCUUUGCCUGUUCGGCUUCCUCUUCCACAGUGGUUGUCUACCGUAGUCCUUGCACUCUUCGGACCUACCCGAAAAGAAAUCUGAUUCUCAAGAAACGCUAUGAAGUACUUAUCACAAAUAUGCCCGACGGACCGUUCCUCUUUUACUUGCAGUUGAAGAAAGAAAAUCAGAACCACUUGAAACUACGCAAACUUAUCAACUCCGUAGCUCUUACUUCCUUUGUCGGGGAACCAAAGCCAGGAAUGGUUUGCCUGGCACUCUUUCCCCACGAUAAUCUAAUUUAUCGAGGAACCAUAAUGGCCAUUAGCCAUUUUGGGGGAAAUUGUGUCUGUAUCGUCAAUUUUGUGGACAUCGGCAUCGAGGCGCCCGUUGAACUCGAUUUGAUUUAUGAAAUUCCACAAAUGAUGCUGAAACUGCAUGUGCUUGCUUAUCGUGCCUCUUUGUUCGGCAUUGAAGAUGCUGCCAAGAACCUCGUGGGGUUGAAUGACGCAUUUAUCUCUUUAGUAAAGUCAUCCCCAAAUCUUGUUGCCGAAGUUGAAGAAGUUGGACCCACUGGAAUCCCAAACAUUUUUCUUCAUGAUAAAAAUGGCCGCAGUAUUCUCGACAGUCUUAACUCUCAAUUUAACAACAAAAUUUCAUUGCCCCACGUUCGCCAUGCUACUAACCCAGUGAGAGUCUCCCAGAUCGACCAUGCAAAGAUAUCUGGUGAAGAAUGUCUCUUCGUCGUCUCAGCUGAGGAAGAAGGAUUUUUUUUCGGUCACUUGGAAGAAUCGGAAGACUCCUGGUUCGGUGACGUCAUAGGUGAGCUUAAACUUGUUUAUUCGUCCAUCAGAAACCCGCCCUUGAUGCAUUUGUCAUUUAAUAAAUGCCUAAAUCUUUAUGGGGUUGCCAAAUAUGCUAACAGCUUCUUUAGAGUUCAGGUUGUUAAAGAAAUUGGGUUGAGAUUCGUUGUUCUUCUGGUUGACUAUGGUACUCAAGUCACAGUAAAUUGUUCCGAUAUUUUUGCGCCAGUUGCCGGCUUGAUCCAUUUCAAAAGACCAUCAUUCGGCAUUCGUUGCCGAUUAAAGGGAGUGUAUCUGGCUAAUAAGGAAAAAUGGAAGAAUGUAAUGAUGUUCAAAACAAUCAAGGUGGGUACUGGUGAACUAUGGAAAGGGGCCUUAUGUGUGGAAUUGUCGGACCAUUUUUUGAAUUCUGAAGUUAAAAGACAGCUAUUUGCCAUUCCUUAUGUUUUGGAUGAGAGUGAAGACGAAUCAAUUUAUUUUUAAGAAUGUUCGAAAUUUUUCAUUCUCAUUGUUUGUCUCAUUUUUGUAUGUUCAUUUUCUCCCAACAUCGGUUAGUUAACUGUUAACCCCCAUUUCUUUUAGUCGUUGUUUCGUUGAUCUUUAAGACACGACGAGUGUACCUAAAAAUUUUAUGGCUUGACAACCAACUUCCGGUAACUUCCUGUGUUGUAAGCUUGUUACUUGUAAUUGAGUUCCAUGUAUUUUUCCAUGUAUGUUUCGAAAGUGUGGACUACAAAACUGAAAUUAUCUUAAGGGAGCUUAAUAAAUUAACACUGCUUCUAG
This is a messenger RNA of Daphnia pulex (common water flea), 3447 nucleotides long. RefSeq lists its product as uncharacterized. Bases 397 to 3147 code for a protein of 916 amino acids. The record is from RefSeq and is a predicted model, not a curated record. Lineage: Eukaryota; Metazoa; Arthropoda; Branchiopoda; Diplostraca; Daphniidae. The transcript is spliced from 7 exons.